Messenger RNA from Coregonus clupeaformis (lake whitefish), 2014 nucleotides. RefSeq names its product BUB1 mitotic checkpoint serine/threonine kinase Bb (gene bub1bb). The coding region runs from base 323 to 1600 and encodes 425 amino acids. Gene Ontology annotation, biological process: mitotic spindle assembly checkpoint signaling; meiotic sister chromatid cohesion, centromeric. Gene Ontology annotation, molecular function: protein kinase activity. NCBI's taxonomy places the organism in Eukaryota, Metazoa, Chordata, Actinopteri, Salmoniformes, Salmonidae. The record is from RefSeq and is a predicted model, not a curated record. The transcript has 9 exons.
AGAUAUUAUAUUUGAGUGGUUUUAGAGUCCACCAUAAAUAAUGUACUAUCAACAGAAAACGCCUUUCAUUUUUCUAACGAGUUACUCGUUUACGACUGCACGUUUGCUCACGUCGUUGGUGUGACCAUCCAAUCAGCUUUGCCAAAUCUUCUCGCGGUUUGAGUUCAAAAUACACAGAGCAACCAGCAUGAAAAGGACAACGAUCCAGUCCAGUGUUAUUGAACUUUGACUAAAUAUAUGAUUAUUGUAUCUAGAAAGUUGUUGAAGAUAAAAUAUAUAUCUAGCUACUAAACAGGCUAGCUAGCUAAUUUACAGAACCAAAAUGGCAGAAGGAGGAGAGGCAGACUGGGAACUUUGCAAAGAGAACAUCCAGCCCUUGAAGAAAGGUCGGGACAUAUCAGUUUUACACCAGGCACUCAGUCAACAGCAAGAGGGAUCGAGCUCUGCCACCAACCAACACAAACAGGCUUUUGAGUCUGAACUGAGAGUGUAUGACGGAGAUGACCCCCUUGAUGUUUGGGAUCGGUAUGUUAAAUGGACAGAGCAGACCUAUCCACAGGGAGGAAAGGAGAGUAACCUUUCUGUGCUUUUGGAGAGAGCUGUGAUGCGCUUCACAGAGGAAAAUGCAUAUCACAAUGACAGCCGUUAUGUUGACCUAUGGAUCAAGUUUGCGGAGAGCUGUCACGAGCCUUUGGAUAUCUACAGAUAUAUGCGAGGCAAGGGAAUAGGAGUACAACAGGCUUCCUUCUACAUUGCCUGGUCUGAGGAGUAUGAGAAUCAGGGCAACUCUCGAACAGCAGACAGUGUCUACCAGGAGGGCUUCAAGCGUGGGGCUGAACCUCGGGAGAAACUCCUGCAGUUUCACAAGGCUUUGCAGGCGCGUGUGUCCCGGCAGGUGAUGUCUGGCAUGGUGGAUGAGGAGGAGGAGGAAGCUGAGGCAGCGAAGCCUGAGCGGGUUUCUCUGGUGGAUCUAAAACACAGGGGGAAGAAAAAGGCUGUUGCACCUAUCAGUAGAGUUGGUGCUGCACUGAGCAGUAAUUCACGAAGCCUACAGUUACAAGGCCCACCAGCUCUGGCCAGCAGUGGUCAAAACAGUCGCCUUGUGAUCUUUGAUGAGAACAAGGCUACCAGUGCUGAGCCCUCUGAACCAAAGUUGGAAUCUUGGAUGGCCCCACCCCCAUCGAGAUCCAAGGAGAACGAACAGAGGCCUGAGAAAUGGAGCAACGUAAAGAUGCCAAUGAAGUCCAGAAUUGGUCACAGUGUUGUGGCUCCGCCCAGCAAGCCAAACUUCCAGCCCUUUGUGGAGGAGUCGGAUCAGCCUCCAGCUAUGACACCGUGUAAGAUCAACCCAGCGGUGAAUUCAGUGUUGUCUGCACGGAAGCCCUGCAGGGAUGAGACUCCUCUGAAGAGACUGCAGCAACAGCAGCAGGAAGAGGGGAAAGCUCAGGAGCAGAGCAUGUACUGCAAGGAUCUGCUGCUCAGUGGCGCCUCCGAGUUCUGCUUUGAGGAACUGCGGGCCGAGCGCUACCGCCAGAAGUUGGCAUUGGAGUCAGGGGGCAGUGGCAAGGAAGAGCAAGCGGGCUCUGGUCUUCCAAACUGACACAUUUCCACAAGGACAUUGACAUGUUCAGUGUUUUAUCAUUAGGGAGCAGACUAUCAGUGUCAUCAUGUAUGUAUUUUAGCGUUUGUGCUUUGUAUAUACAAACAUUUCCAGUGGAAAUCAAACCCACAACCCUGGCGUUGCAAGCGUCAUGCUCUACCAACUGAGCCACACGGGACCACUAAUAACACACUGUAUCUGUCUCUCUUUCCUCUUUAUUAUUUCUUUGCCUGCUUCAUGUAACCUCUCAGUAGUGUAGGCAGGACGUGAGAAUAACAUGGAGAAGUCCAGAGGUGAGAAUGACUGGGCUCAAUUCACAUUGAUACAUAGCUGUCACUUCUGUGUGUAUAUAUAGGUACAAAUGUCCCCCCUAAGGCUAUGUGUCAAUUUUUAAUAAAUGAGAAAUAAUGGUGA